AUGCGUUUCAAACCAAAUAUUCUUGAUGAUGUUACUAAAGAACAUUGGGCGCCACCGUCUCCACCACGCCCAAAAUAUUGCAGUGCGGACGACGUUUUCUUUUUAGAGGAUGAAUCGGGAAGAAUCAAAUUGGUUGGCGAUAUUCUAAAGCGAGAAACUAGAGUAACAGGUGUAAUAAUGGCAGUGUUAGGGAAAGAAAAUACCGAAGGAAAUUUUGAAGUAUGUGACAUAUGUGUUGCUGGAUUUCCAUAUCAACCAUCAGCACCAGUAAUUACAGAUGAUAAAUAUAUCGCUCUUGUAAGUGGAAUGAAUAUUGGACCAAAUUAUUCAUCGGCAUUGCAGUUACAACUUAUGACGGAAUACCUUACUGGUGAAUUAGGAAAUUCGUUUGUAAGGAUAAAUGACAACAAAAUUGCUCGAAUGAUAGUCGCAGGUAAUAGUUUGCAGGAAAUAAAAGUAGUUGAAGAUGAGAAGAAAGAAAAAAAGUAUGGAUAUGAUAGCUCAUCGUACAAUGCUCAACCGCUUUCUGAUUUAGACAAUAUCCUUAAUGAAAUUUGUUCAGAAUUACCCGUUGAUUUAAUGCCAGGAGGCAAUGAUCCAGUAAAUACAUUUUUGCCUCAACAGCCUUUUAUUUCUGGUCUGUUACCAAAGGCUUGUCAGAAUUCGACUUUUCACCGUGUCACAAACCCUUACUGGUGCGAGAUUGACGGUGUUGUGUUCUUUGGUACAUCAGGUCAAACAAUUGACGAUAUUGCUAAAUAUGUUGAAAAUGAAGAUAGACUUAAAUUAGCAGAGCAAACUUUGCAUUGGAGACAUGUUGCACCAACCACACCAGAUACACUUUGGUGUCAUCCAUUCAGAGAUUAUGAUCCUUUUAUAAUGAAGCAAACACCACAUGUAUAUUUUAUUGGAAAUCAAAAAGAAUUCGCUACAACUAUUAUAAAAG
This is a messenger RNA of Cetraspora pellucida, 946 nucleotides long. NCBI's taxonomy places the organism in Eukaryota, Fungi, Glomeromycota, Glomeromycetes, Diversisporales, Gigasporaceae. The record is from the annotation of a GenBank genome assembly.